Molecule: messenger RNA, 1545 nt
Organism: Aureobasidium melanogenum CBS 110374
Lineage: Eukaryota; Fungi; Ascomycota; Dothideomycetes; Dothideales; Saccotheciaceae
Exons: 3
Coding region: 1-1545 (514 amino acids)
Cellular component (GO): nucleus
Molecular function (GO): chromatin DNA binding
Source: RefSeq, a predicted model, not a curated record
AUGGCACGAGGAAGAGGCAGAGGCGGCGGCCCAAGGCUGCGCUUAUCAGCAAGAAAUUCCACUCCUGCUGCCAAAGUCGAGGUGUCAGAUGAAGAAAUGCCGGAUCCAGUUGUGCAAGACGAAGACGAUGGAGACGAGGACCAUGUCGAGCCCGACGGCGCUGAGGAUGAUGAUGGCGAACAAGACGCAGAAGAAGACCAAGAUGGUGGAGAUCGCAGCAGUCCGCCCGUCGUCCAGACGAUCCCACGUAAACGAGGCAGAGGCCGUCCACCAACACGUCCACGACCCGAUUGGGACACACCGGAGCCUGGUACUGGUAACGGCUCAGAAUCUGGCACUCCACGGAGAAAGAGAGGACGUCCAUCAGGCAUUGGAGGAUCUCGUGGUGGUUUUAGAGGCAGACCAAGAGGUGGACCUUCCCACGCAACGCGAGUUCCAAUCGACAAGGAGGGCAAUAUGAUGGAUGUCAUCAACGAUGAGGUUGCGCUCCCAGAGGACCCCGAGGGAGAGACCAAGGUCAACAAGGAUGGACAUCUCCAAGGAGGCCGCGACUACCGUGUGCGUGUCUUUACCAUCCUAGGCCGCGGUGACAGGCUUUACAUGUUGUCAACCGAGCCUGCUCGCUGUACUGGCUUCCGUGACAGCUACCUCUUUUUCACCAAACAUCUCCAGCUCCACAAGAUCAUCAUUGGCGAGGACGAAAAGAAAGACCUGAUCUCUCGCGACAUCAUCCCGCAUUCCUACAAAGGUCGCGCAAUCGGUGUGGUUACUGCCCGCUCUGUAUUCCGCGAGUUUGGUGCGCGUAUUGUCGUUGGAGGCCGCAAGAUUAUCGACGACUACCAAGUCAAGGCAGCAAAGGAGAGAGGCGAUAUCGAAGGUGAACUGGCCGACCCCAAUGACCGUCUACCUGCUCCAGGUGAGCCAUACAACAAGAACCAGUAUGUUGCUUGGCAUGGCGCAAGUCAAGUAUACCACAACAACGCACCCAGCGUUCCUCUUCAGCCUGGCAAGCCUGCACCAGGAAAGAGAAAGACCAACAUCACCACUAGUAACUGGCAGUUUGAGCAUGCCAGAGAAGCAAGCCGCUUCAACUCUACCCUAGCCGCCGCACGUCGCUCAAACCUCAAUGGCAUUUACGACAUCAACACUAACCUGAUGUUCUAUCCCAAGAUCAUGCAGCCAAGUCACGUCAAGUGGGAGCGUGUAGUCCCAGGUGAAGAGGAAAAGUCCGAAGGAGAAUCCGCCACUUUCAAACCUCUUCCCGAUCUUAUCAAGAGGAACUAUCUUGUUACCGACACUUACUUCGAGAGUGCACCUAGAGCAAACCUGGGUGUCCCUGGUCCGGAUGGCGAUGUCCACGAUCUCUCCACCAACGGCCUCUCAACAAUUUCUCAGGAUGUUCUAGAUGAGCUCCCAGAGGAGUGCAGAGCAGCCUUUGAAGAGGCAAAGAACGCCGAACUCGAAUGGAAGUCGAAAUGGCAUGAUGAACACGCCGACGGCGCGCGCGGCAAGCUGCGCAUCGGUUUCAAUGGCUUUCCUGUUUGA